UCCGAGGCGCGGCAGGUUGUUGCCGGAAGCGAACCUGCGGCCUGGAAGAGGAGCUGAGACAGCAGUGCGGCUCCAGAAGCUGCUGCGGGGGCUUACCCUGCUGGCUCCUAACGCGGUACCGAGAUGGAGAGCGCAGCUGUACCUGCAGCUCCAGCCCCCACCCUGCAUCCGCCUCUGGAGCAGCUUCGGCACCUAGCCGGGGAGCUGCGGGAGCUGCUUCCCGGAGUGCGGGUCGGCGAAGCCCAGGAAACCACCAAGGAGUUUGAUCGGGAGGCCUUUUGGAGAAGACUCAAUGAGGCAGCUGUGACAGUGUCAAGGGAAGCCACGACUCUGACUGUAGCCUUCUCUCGACUUCCGCUGCCAUCUCCACAGGAAACCCAGAGGUUCUGUGAACAAGUGCAUGCUGCCAUCAAGGCGAUUAUUGCAGUGUACUCUUUGUUUCCCAAGGAUCAGGGCAUCACCCUGCGAAAGCUGGUGCGGAGCGCCACUCUGGACAUCGUGGAUGAUAUGGCUCAGCUUGUGGAAGCACUUUACAUCAAUCCAGCCCAGAGCAGCCCUGAGAACCUGAUUUCCUACAACAGUGUUUGGGAUGCGUGCCAACAUGUACCUCAGAUCCCAAGAGAUAACAAAGCUGCAGCCCUUUCAGUGUUGACAAAGAGUGUGGAUCUUGUGAAGGAUGCACAUGAGGAGAUGGAGCAGGCUGUGGAAGAAUGUGACCCUUACUGUGGACUCUUGAAUGACAUUGAGGAGGACGGCUCUGACAGCCAUGUUGGUGAGGAGGAUAUAUUGGGAUGUCCAAACAAUCGGGAUUCAUAUUGGUCAGAGGAAGACCAGGAGCUCAUAAUCCCAUGCCUUGCACUGGCGAGAGCAUCCAAAGCCUGCCUGAAGAAAAUCCGGCUCUCAGUGGCAGAGAACGGAAAGAAGGAUCAAGUGGCCCAGCUGGAUGACAUUGUGGACAUUUCUGAUGAGAUCAGCCCUAGUGUGGAUGAUUUGGCUCUGAGCAUAUACCCACCUGUGUGCCCUCUGACUGUGCGAAUCAGCUCUGCAAAACUUGUAUCCGUUUUAAAGAAGGCACUUGAGAUAACAAAAGCAAGUCAUGUGACUCCACAGCCAGAAGAUAGUUGGAUUCCUUUACUUAUUAAUGCUGUUGAUCACUGCAUGAAUAGAAUCAAAGAACUCACUCAGAAUGAAGUUGAAUCAUGAAUUUUCGGGCUCAUUUGAACUCUUUUUCUUAUUGUCACAGCUGAGCUCUGAUGUCUGCUUUUAGAAAGGAGCUGGGAUGCUUUCUGGAUUGGAAGGCAGUUCCUAUCUAUACUUAUUAAGAGACACAAUUACCAAAGUUUGGUGAUUAGGCCAAACUAGCAAUCAUUUAUAAACCAUAUGAGUAUGAUAUAUUUUUCUGUGCUAGAUGCAAAAGGCAAUUACAUGAGUUUUUGUUAUUCAGUUGCCUCUCAGAGAUCCCUGGGGAAGCUGCCUUAUUCCCUAUUCAAUAAGAUGUGUCAUUGUCAAAGAUA
Molecule: messenger RNA, 1514 nt
Organism: Odocoileus virginianus texanus
Lineage: Eukaryota; Metazoa; Chordata; Mammalia; Artiodactyla; Cervidae
Gene: CCNDBP1
Product: cyclin D1 binding protein 1
Biological process (GO): regulation of cell cycle
Cellular component (GO): nucleus
Source: RefSeq, a predicted model, not a curated record